Amphibalanus amphitrite is the source of this 1281-nucleotide messenger RNA. RefSeq lists its product as uncharacterized. The transcript is spliced from 4 exons. NCBI's taxonomy places the organism in Eukaryota, Metazoa, Arthropoda, Thecostraca, Balanomorpha, Balanidae. The record is from RefSeq and is a predicted model, not a curated record. Bases 277 to 1056 code for a protein of 259 amino acids.
GGAAAUUGGUGCGUGGAUAGAAUCUUGGAUAGAAAGUCUCGGUACGUGUGUUUUGGGCAUUUUUGGCGAGCAUGUUUCCGUGCAUUUUUGCAUGUUAUUACUUUUGCCAUCGAGGUUCAAAAAUGUUGACCCUUGUUUAGAGUUGCGUUAUGGAAAUAGCGGUAGAGUUUCGCUGCAGUAUCCAUUUAAUAGUUCACGAAUUGAUGCAUCGGUUCAACUUCGCACAGCUCACAACUUUAGACUGAUAUUUUAAUAACUUCCCUUGCAACAUGUCUUAUGAAAAACGGGCAAACUUUCCACGCCUACUCACCAAAAAUGCAUAAAACCCCAUUUACAAGAACUUCUACUGAGCACCAAAGGUCAUCGGUCAAAUACCACCGGAUCAACUCCAGUUCGUCGCUGCCACUGGUGGUUCCCCAGCCCGCUCCGGGAAACCGGACAGUGCGCAAGGUCAAGGACUGCGUCCUGAUUCAGUCCCGGCAAUGGAUGCGGUUCGUGAUCUUGCUCGGCGACCCGCUGGUGACGUGUCUGGCUCUGUUCGGCGGCCUGCUGCUGAUUGGUGGAACGAUGCUGACGUCACUGGCCCACCUGCCCAUGAAGACACCGCUCGAACGAGUCGCCCUGACCGACAGCCUUGGAACGGCUCGGGUUAUUGGUCCGGUUCUCAUUGGACUUGGAGUUUUGUUCUUGUCAUCGAGCGUCUUCAACCACCAGAUUCUGCUAAAGAGGGAUCGUCAGAGAAGAAAACAUAAACGGCAGCACGUUAGGGACGAAGUGCCCGAAAAUGCUGCAUGCCCGCCAUCUAUCAGCCGUUCGCGGAAGCUUCGGUCGGCCGACAAAGGACAGAACGGUGGCGGCCGGCCGCCCCUGCCGCCUAGUUGUCCAUCUGUCCACCAGGCGGCGGUGGCGUCAGUCGUGUCUCAGCCGCCGCCCAGUGCGGACGGUGACGCUCCGCCACCAGUGAGGGUGACGGAGUCGCCUGCAACUGGGGCACGCCCGAGAGAGGCUAAAUUAACGAUGUCGAAUAGGAGGUUAACGCGAGAGCCUUCUAGUUAGGUAUUCCUGAUCAGUUGACUUUUUGUUUUCUUGUGAAAUGCCACUUGAUGUAAUGUUUGCUUACACUGUUAUGUCAUGUCACAUGCUCUGUUAGGCUCAAUAAUGGUGCAUUAAGUGUUAAGUGUAAAGUGUAAAGUGUGAAGUGUGUUUUGUGUUCUGGUUCUGUUCCGAUGGUGUGAGUCGCGCGAUACGAAUUGAGACUCAGAAAAAUUAAAUUCCUUUCAA